This is a messenger RNA of Paramuricea clavata, 1728 nucleotides long. Lineage: Eukaryota; Metazoa; Cnidaria; Anthozoa; Malacalcyonacea; Plexauridae. The record is from the annotation of a GenBank genome assembly.
AUGCAUGAUGAACAUGUUUUGAAUCACUCAAGCAAGUACUCGUCAGAAAUAAUACAAAGCAAGGAAAUAAAAAAUGUAAACGUUAACAGCACCUCCAGUCAUGUAAUUAUUGUACAUGACACAACCUCCUGGGCUAUGGAAACAAUACCCAAUCAAGACAAACAAUAUGACUACAAUGUCCAUUGCCCGGUCGGUAAUAGCGAUCGACCUUUAACAGAGAUCAUCGAACUGUGUGAAGAUGUAAUUAGUAUUGAUCCAGAUAAUAGUUUAAACAAAACCCUGCAGGAAAACUGUUCAUUACUUAAAACCCUAACAGAAGACCAACAAAGUGUUACAUUAAAAUCAACCCACUGUAAUGAAGCAGCGGAAUCAGGUUGUGAAAUUAAUACUAUUACUAAUGUAGCGAAUGGCGAAUCUCUUGCUCCCGAAACAUACCAAUCGAACGAAGAAUUGUCCCAUUCCAUGCCAGCGAAAACAGUUAAUUUAAGUUUAAAAACGCAAUCAGAAAAAUCGGGUCCCUCCGAACAGGUCAGGGCAAAAAGCAGUGAAUUAGUUUUCGGACAAACGCCAAAACAAAACACCGCAAAUAAGGUCAAAGGUCACAAGUCAAUCAAGUGCACAAAACGUUUAUCGAAGAGAUAUAUUACGACAACAAUAUAUCUGGGCCAAUCGAUAAAAGUGAAAUAAAUUGCAACCUAGGGGUGCCUAUCAGACAUGCGGAGUGGGUGGGACGGCUACCUUCGAUUGAAUCUUCAUAUAAGUCUGCAUCGUUAAGAAAAUCUACGACUUUAAACGAUUUCCAGCGAUCGUGUAAGAGAAAUUUUCGCAAGAGUCGUUCAAACCACCGUCCCCGGGACUGGCAGAGGUACCUCGAAUUUGUUCGGAAAACGUUACAUCCUCGUGUGACUCGGCCUCCAAUUCGCCUACGAACAACAAAGUAAUUCCUAUUGUUAUGUCACAAUGUCGGACCAUAAGUCAUCGCAUUGCAAGUUACAAUAAAAUACGUAAACGAACUAGUAAUCCAUGCAACCUGGUAAAUGUCCCUGUAACUACUAGUAACCUGGAAAAUCACCGAGACUACUGCGCUGUUCCAUCUCUCUUUGUUACCAAUGCCUGCCACAUAGCUAACAAGGUGGACGAACUGUCUGCAGUGGAAUUCAACCAGAUCUUCCCAGACUUCAAGCGGUAGAGCAUUUGCUCAAGGACAGCCACCCACCUCUACCAUCCAUUGGCCAAGUCAAAACCGUCCUAAAACACCUAAAUCCUAGUAAAGCCACUGGGUCGGAUAAUAUCCCUGCAUGGUGUCUUAAACGGUACGCAGACGAAUUAGCACCAGUGGUCCACGAUAUUGUGGUUGCAAGCAUAGUUCAAUGCAAAUAUCCCACCUCCUACAAGCAUGCAAUCAUUAGUCCCAUACCAAAGAUCCGUCCACCCACAGACCUAGAUAAUGACUGCCGCCAAGUUUCCGUGCUACCACAACUAGCAAAAGUUAUCGAGAAGCUACAGCUGCAACUCAAUAAAUCCAGUUUCAAGAUCAAAACAAACCAGCACGCCUUUACGAGCGGUCACUCCACCGUGUCUGCCCUUACCUCCAUAUCUCAGAACUGGUUCGACUCAACGGACAACUCCUCAACCGGUAGACAAGGUGUCCACGCCCUAUUUGUUGAUUUCCGGAAGGCGUUUGACUUAGUCGACCAUAAGAUCCUUCUGGACAAGCUGCUGAUAUGA